Messenger RNA from Hyposmocoma kahamanoa, 8721 nucleotides. RefSeq names its product transcription initiation factor TFIID subunit 4 (gene Taf4). The coding region runs from base 1 to 2649 and encodes 882 amino acids. NCBI's taxonomy places the organism in Eukaryota, Metazoa, Arthropoda, Insecta, Lepidoptera, Cosmopterigidae. Gene Ontology annotation, biological process: transcription initiation at RNA polymerase II promoter; DNA-templated transcription. Gene Ontology annotation, cellular component: transcription factor TFIID complex. The record is from RefSeq and is a predicted model, not a curated record. The transcript is spliced from 11 exons. Gene Ontology annotation, molecular function: DNA binding; protein heterodimerization activity; RNA polymerase II general transcription initiation factor activity.
AUGGCGUCAGCCGAGUUUUUAGAGCAGGCUUUGUCCACAGACGUUGAUGAGAACGCAGUCAACGCCAUCGUAGGCUCGCUCGAAAACCAGUUAGUUACGUCCGUGUCCUCGGUAUCGUCACAAAACAACUUAGUGAAUGUGAAUCCAAGUCAUCUAGGGUGUAUCUCUUCGUCUGCAAGUUCUAUUAUUGGCGUUCAAAAAUACAACACAGAUCAAAUCAGUGGUGUGGAGAGUGGAAACUAUCAAUCUGUUAACAGUGUUGCCGCUAAUGUGUCGUUUAAUGUGCCUGGCUCUGGUCAAACUGUUUUACCGCAUAGUAUAACUGGAUCAGUUGCGAGUUCGAACGAAGCACUAAAAGUAAUAUACUCACAAACUCCACAAAAUCUGCCAAAUUCAGCUAAUCGUGUGACUUUCCCGACUCAGUCAAUCGCGAACGGUUGCAUAGGACUCGGAUCACAAAACCAAAUAGUGGUACCACAAUCUGCCAACAAAAUACUUACUAUGCAACCACCUUUGGUGAUAAAACAGGGGACUACAACUGGCCAAGUAGGCAUUCAACCAGGCAUGGUGACUGUUCCGAUGACUGUGAAUUCUAAUAUGCCUACGUCUAUACCCAAUGUAAUGACUAUCAAUAAGCCUGGACCACAGAAUGUAGUAGUGACCACACAAAAUAUAGGCUCGGCACAGCCUACUAUAAUUCCAAAUGUUCAGAUACUGAACAUGAGGCCUGGUGCUCCUGCGGCUGUUAGUGCUCAAAAGUCUGUGGCAACUGUGUCGCCACGAGUUGUCAUCGGGGCACCGCAAGUGGUUGGAGCAAGGCAGGCAGCACCUGGAAUAACGCUCCAAACUCUGCAGAGUCUUCAACCGGGGCAGCAGGGUCAUUUGUUGUUAAAGACUGAGAACGGUCAAUACCAGCUCCUGAGGGUGGGCCCCGCGCCCGCGGCCAGCACUCUCACGGCGCCACAGGGUCAAACCAUCCGGUUAUCGACCGUGCCGGCACAUCCCGGUGUGGCAACUGUAUCUACCAGUGUGGCGUCACCGGGUCAGUUACCACCGCAACUACCGCAGGGCCCCGUGGCCACUCCGGUUGUUGCUUCAGUAGCAUCUGCUACGACUACGCCUCAAGCACCCACGGUAACCACACAGAAACCGUCGGAUAAUACAAAAGAGAAAUGCAGGAAUUUUUUAGCCAAUCUCCUGGAUCUGUCCAGUAAAGAGCCGAAAUCUGUUGAGCAAAAUGUUCGUAAUCUUAUACAGGAACUCAUUGAUGCUCAAGUAGAGCCAGAAGAAUUCUGUGACAGACUAGAACGUUUGCUAAAUGCCAGUCCACAACCUUGCUUAAUUGGGUUCUUAAAGAAAAGUUUGCCUCUUUUGAGACAAUCUCUAGUCACGAGAGAGCUCAUUAUAGAGGGUAUCAAUCCUCCCGCCCCUCAUGUGGCGUUCUCCACGAUGCCUUCGCCUGUGCAACCAGUCCUUACUUCUGCCAACAUGCAAAUGGACUUCAGCGAUGACGAAGACUCGUCGAGUCCGACUCUGACGACUCUUCUGCCACCGGUGCUGCCUGUAUCAUUAGCACCUCCUAUCGUAGCCCCGCACAAAACCAUUAAUGUUGUACCGGCGCAGCCCACAACCACGGCGCAGCCAAAAACAACGAAAUCCGGUACGAUAGCGGUUCUCCAGAAUAUUCCGGUACAAACAAAAAUCAACGUAAGCAAAGUCAGCAGCGGCAAGCCCAUGACGGUGAACAAUAAGGCUAACUUUCCUCGGCCUUCAGCGCCCUCAGCUGCUCUGUCCACGGUCCUCACUCCCGGAAAGUCUUUACUGAAGGAGAAAGAAAAGAAAUCAAUGCAGUACUCAUCGCAGCCGUUUGCCGACGAUAAGAUGACCGGAGAUGAUGACAUAAACGACGUUGCUGCUAUGGGCGGUGUUAACUUGGCAGAGGAAACCCAGCGAAUUCUUGGUUCUACUGAAAUGAUAGGCACCCAAAUCAGAUCGUGCAAGGACGAGUACGUAAUACCAAUGAGCCUAAUGCAGUCCCGGCUAAGGGCUGCUGCUGCCAAGCACGAUCUAGAAGAACCAUCAGCAGAAGUCGCAGGGUUAAUCAGCCACGCAGUUCACGAGAGACUUAAAAAUCUAGUAGAGAAACUGGCUGUCGUAGCCCAGCAUAGAAUCGAUCUCAUUAAGACUGAUUCCCGUUAUGAAGUCAGUCAAGAUGUAAAAGGACAACUAAAAUUCCUCGAAGAACUCGAUCGCGUUGACAAAAAGCGACGAGAGGAUUCCGAGAGGGAGAUGCUUCUUCGUGCAGCCAAAUCCAGAUCUAAGACUGAGGACCCUGAACAAGCUAAGCUGAAGGCUAAAGCCAAAGAAAUGCAAAGAGCUGAACUGGAAGAGCUCCGUCAAAGAGAAGCAAACUUGACUGCGCUACAAGCCAUUGGACCUCGCAAAAAGUCUAGAUUAGAUGGGCCAGGAGGAUCUGGAGAUUCUGUAUCAAGUGGAAGCAAUCAUGGAGCAAGUGGUUUUACGAGCCGCAGUCAGAUGGCACUACGGACGCGGUUGAAGCGCAUCAACCACCGUGACAUGAUGUUCCUCCUAGAGCAGGAGCGCGAUACUGCGCACUCGCACUUGCUCUUCCGCAGCUAUCUUAAGUGACCCAGCACCGAAAAGGUUAUCUUCAUCUGUAAACACAAAGGAAAAUUGGUUGGUGCAGUAACCUAGCCCGUUCCAGGCGGUACUCAGCCCUAAAGCAAGCAUUACCUUCGACGAGAAGAUUAUACAAUACUGCUUAAGUGCUUAGUAUCGUCUACAAAUGUCAAAGACAGUGCAAUAUAGACACAACAGGUCAUGUUUAGUUAAUUAGUGUUGUCGUACUCCAGUAAGUAAUAAUUUACUUUUAUAGUUUAGAUGUUUGUGUGGUAAUGUACAAAAUGAUUCGGUGUACUAUGAUUCAAUUAAAUUAACUGUUGAACAUUGCGAAGUUGGUUAAUUAAUGUAUAAGUGUGCUAAUAUUAACGUAAUCACUUAUAUUUGUUUUUUUUUUCAGAGAAACCUAGUUUUCGGGCCCUUUACGGGUCCUAUGCUCAAGGCUCACUUACUUUUUAUGUUUACUUUUUCUCAAUAUCCAUUUGACUGACUUAGUUUGUUUCAAGAGUUGCAAUAAAGUAAAUUGUUUAUUAUUUUGAAUCAAUAUUUACGGAACGUGUAAGUAAAACAUAUCGCCGAUAAAUGGGAAUAUUUCCUAACAGUGGAAAUAUGCAAUUUUCUUUUAGUAAUAUGAAAAAGUAUCUGAAAUAGUAAGUUAAUUUACGUGUUUAAGUAUUGAAAGUUUACUCUAGGGAUGAUGGACUAUCUUGCUGCCCCUUAUUUUCUCAUCUACCUACAAAAAUAUUGAAAAUCAAAAUGGAAAAGACUAACAUAAUAUGUGUAAGGCCAAGUAUUAAAUGAGAAAUGGUCACAAGCAAGCUAUUAAAGUAAAGAAUGGGUGUUUAUGGUCACAAACAUAAAAAAACCUGGUUCUUUAAUUUUAAUACCUUGCCUAUUUGUGACUACGAUUCAAAUUACAUAAAUGCCAAACGGACGAGCAAUAAAAUCUGGUAUCCAAAUAAAAUUAAAACUCUUUUAGUUCUUUCGUCUAAAAGUGAAAUUUGUUUGAAUCAAUGAAUGCAUAAUUGAUUUUGCAUUGUAUGAAUAUAUGAAUUGCUAAACCUACCUAUUAUUUCCGACUUUCCCUAUCAUAUUCCGUAACUGGGUGGCUGUAGGGUUGAAUAGCAAUACAGUUAGUUAAUUAUGACUUGCUAUCCCAUUAGGACCACAACGCAAUAGAUAUGGAAGAGUGAAGGCAAUAACUUUUUCGUGCAAAUAAAAAAUAUUUAGUUAUUAUUUACGAUCAUGGUCAUCUGAAAUUUUAUCAAAUUGCUUUAUUUGUUAUUUUGACUUUUGUCUGAUCGGUUUGUUUUCAAAAACAUUUUAAACGUAACAUGUAAGGUGUCCAUAAUGUCAGUAUUAAUUUGGGAUUUCUAAUAAUUUAUUAAUAAUACCUUUUGCUGUAAUUAUUAUAAAAAUCCCUAAAUUCUUGAAAUCAUAAUCAUUUACUUACUGAAAUCACAACAGCGUGAUUUUACUUGUGCACAUACCGCGGUGGUUUAGACUCAUAGCAUUGGUAUACGGCGGCUGACAUAAUCAUCGUUAUGGCUGCGGUUGCGGGAUUGGGCAGUUGUGGCAUGCGCCUUUGUGUACGUACUCCAGUGUCUGUUCUAAAAAAAUAUUCAAUCAUCAGCUUACUCGCUCGAACGAAUAACAACUAAAGAAUUCUCCUGUCGGCUUCCUUCUCGAAGUUGUGCUUACCAAGCAAGAGUAACUCCACCUAAGAUUACAGGUCUCGGGGUCACGUGUGCAUUGAACAUAACUUUCGUUUUGUCCAAGUUCAUCUUACACUGUGAAGAAUCGUUCAGUAUCUAUAACAAUAUCAUCUGCAAACCGAAGGUGUGAGAUGUACUGCCCGUUGAUGUUGAUCCCCGUUCCCUCCCACUCGAGCACCUUGAAGACGUCCUCCAACGUGUUAGUGAACAGUUUCGGAGAGAUGACAUCUCCCUGUCUCACUCCACGACGCAGUUUAUUGGUCUUAUGCUCUGUCCUUGUACUUGGACGGUCAUCGUCGCUAUAGCGUAAAGAUUUUUAUCUCGAAGUAACGGCAUUUUAUCUGACAUCUCUGCAAGGAGUCCAGAACAGCCCAGAUCUCGAUGGUGUCGAACGCUUUUUCCUAAUCCACAUAAGCCAGGAACAAGAAUCGGUUAUAUUCUUCGGUCUUCUGAAUAAUUUGUCUCAAGGUAUGUAUGUGGUCUAUAAUACUUGAAGCCUUUUCGAAAUCCAGUCUGUUCCGUCGGCUGAAAAUCAUCGAAUUUUCGGUCAAGACGAUUCGUGAUAAUGCUCGAACAGCUUAUGUGCAUGACUCAAGGUCGACAUGAGUCGAUAGAUUUUCAGAAAGGUCUUGUCCCCCUUUUUAAAAGCAGGACCACCGCGCUCCAGCUCCAUGUCUCCGGUAUAGUGCCAGUGUUGAGAACGGAGUUGAAAUUAAUAAAAUAGAUCGGCCAGCUUUAAUGAGUGCUAUCCUAAUCUCGCUCACGUCGAUGUCAUGAUGACGUGAUGAAAGACCCAUCUUUUCUGGGCAUGUAAGUCCGCAUAAAAUUUUUCUACUUCCGCGAGUACUUCUGGUUUAGAGGUGACCGUGUUUCCCUGAGAUGUUGUCAGCUUUUCAGGUGACAAGUAAAGAUUGAAGAUUUUGCGAAGACUAUGAAUCUUUGUUAUUUUGUAUGGCUUCAUGAAUAUAUAAUCUUUGCAUUGUAUAGGCGGAUGUUAUGCCGUAUACAUUUCUUUACCUCUUUGUCAAGUAUCUGACGUUCUAGUGCGGUAGCAUUAACAGCUUCACGUCUUUCCCUCAUUACUUCGCGGGAGAGCUUCGACUUUCGUCCAUUGCUCGUUUGUCGAAAGUGCUUAUAUCCUACAUCGCGGAUGUGCCUCAUCAAGUUAUUAGUGGCGUCGUUGACUUCAUCAGGGGUUUCCAGUAACGCAAAACGAUUCUGCAGGUCUAUUUGAAACUUUUCGGUUCCAACUUCCGUCUGGAGUAGUGUUGGCCGAAGAGUCGACCUCAUCAAAGGCGCUCGUUCGAGUCUAAUGUUAAUAUUCAGAGUGUCUCAUAUCAUUCGGUGUUCACUACUUGUAUUGAACCUAUUGACCACUGAGGCAUCUCUGAACAUAUAUCGCUUGUUAGUUAAGAUGAAGUCGAUCUCAUUUUUCGUCCUCUCAUAAGAGCUCCGCCACGUCCCCUUUCUUUGGGGCUUCUUUUUGAAAAAGGAAUUCAUCAUGAAGAGCCCUAACCUACCUAAUAAAGUAAUCUGACCUCGUCCUGCCGCAGCGUGCGUCCAUUAUACGUAGCCAGAUUCAGUUGACUGCAGUUGGCAGCCCUCCGUAGCCCGAGGAUUCUUAGCACCAACCCGCCCCCCCUGCCGUUACCGUGACCGCCACCGCAAUGACCAGAAAUAACGAAGCUAUCGAGAACUGGGGGCCAUUUUGACGUUGUAGUGCUGCUCAUUUAGGGGUAAUGCCCUAAUCACCGCGCUGGACAGGCGUGUUGGUGACCGCAGUUGGAAACUUAUUUCGGCGAUAAUGCUGCGGCCCAUUAUAGUUUACUACGUUCGUUGACUAACAGGAUGCACCACGAACAGGUGAGGUUAGUCAAUCUCCCCUGUUUGGUUGGUUAGUCAACAGUCGUUCGGGAGCCUAUAGGGAUGGUAGUCAAUAUCCCCAUUGCAACCCAAAAAUGUUUUUUUUUUAUAUAAUCUAAUUAAAUUAAUCUAAUCUCUUAAUUGUCUACUUAUUUCAAUUUGUCCAUUAUUGUAUAAUUUUAUUUUAUUUAUAAGCAUGACAUUGUACAAUACAAUGUUUUUUUAAAAAUAAACUAGUAAUAGCUACAUACUGUUACGUUAUAGGACACUGCGUGUUUGAAACGUAGACAAAACAAUCUGCAUUGUGCUAGCUGUCGCACAGCGUCCCCUCCCGCGUGUCCAACCACGCCUGUUGCGUCGCAACCCGACUCGGAACAAUCGAGUUGUAUUUUUUUGUUACUUAAUUGCAAUAUUUUGAUCUAUACAACACACAAAUAACACAUAAUGAACACAUAGACAAGUAUUUACGUAGUUUAUUCUAUUUUAUUUACGACACACACAUCCAAGGUCCUUACUUACCUUAUGUUGCUUUUUUUCUUGUUUUGUAUUUCUUAUUUUGGUUUUUAAUUACUUUUAUUUUGCUUUGUCUGUCUGUCUGUGAGUAUUUUUAAUCCAUUGCUUGUAUCUAUGUGUUGUGGUGUUGCAAUAAAUGUCUGUUCUAUUCUUACUGAAUUCGAAGCAAUGGAUCGGGAUCACGACACCGCAGUCACUCUGUAUAAACACAUUUAGGCAAUUAUCUCGCAGUGGGUUAUAUUUUGUUAAUACUAGAAAUAUCAAAAAGAUACCAAUUAUGUAGUCGAUAUAUAACAAAUAAUUCUACCCACAAGUUUAAAUAACUAUGGUCUCCCAAUAUAGCAUAAAAUGAAUGUCCACAUUUAUGAGUAGAAUCUGUCUUGAACAGUUGCAAAUGUUCUUUAUCAUUUAUCAGCACGUCCCGAAUUUAAAAAAAACUGAUUUUUACUUACUACUUUACUUUUUACGAAAUUGAGUAAACUAGUUAUUUAUGUAUAAUAAUAACGAAAUAUUGUUGAAACUAUAGAAACGACAGAAACCUUGUCGAAAUUGGUUAUCAUUCUCUUUGCACUUUGUAUGAAAUAAACUUUGAUUGUACAUAAUUAGCAUAAACUUGCAGAAUUCUUAUACACUGUAACAUAGCCCUAUACUGGUUAUCAAAAUUGUACAUAAGUGUUAUAUUAUAAUGUUAGCUAAUAUUAUAGAUAUUGAGAAUGAACAAUUAGGCCUGACCCAAAUAUAUAAAAAUUACAACAAUAAGUCAAUACUUACAUAGUGUUUAUAACGAAUUUCAGCUUUUUAGCUCGAUGUCGAGUUUUGAUUAGGUGACAUGCCAGAAGAUUUGGUGGAAUUGUGUAGCCUGUGCCCGAUGUCACUGGAGUCUUAAUGACAUAAGUGAAAUUUGUACAGCUUAAACACUGUUCACGAAAAGUAUAAUAGCUAAUAAGUUACUAUAAUUUACAUUUUACGCAUGCAGCUGUUCAAUAUUGCGUAGAAUCUUAACUGCUCAACUCCCAUUACAAGCGUGUAGCUAAGGUUAUAAUAUAUGUAUUGUUUUUCCCAAAUGAUAAAAAGUGUUGUUAAGUUUUACUAAUUACGCUGUGGAGGCACAUAUAUAGGAUUUUAUUGCUAAUAUUUCUUCGCCCUAUUUGAACAAAGAUAUUUAUGGCCUUUGGUUUAUUUUGUAGCGAAACAUUCCAUAAUUAACUUAAAGGCUAGCAAGGUUUUUGGACCCUGUCAUCAUGGCGAUAAAACAGAUUUUAUGUGACUAUUCACAAAGCUCUCAAUUAACUUGUAUAAAUAUCUUAAACAUUCACAUUUUUUCCCAAAUAAAGUACAGUCAGGGUGAAAUCGCCUGAACAGAUUGUUAACUUAUUACCCAUCCAGAUGAAUUGGUUGGUGAAACUCAUUAUUGAAAACUUUUGUUCGGUCAUUGUAAUUGCGUGCUUUUAAAUAUUACGCAAACUUACAGGGAUAAUAAUUAUUCAUGUUAAUAUACUGUACUGUAAAUUAGUUCUUGUUCUGUUAAGUGCAUAUUAUACUUUGAUAGCUGGGAAACAGUUGCUAGUGGUUUUGCCAAAUACAUUUUGUCUGUAAAUUCCUCCUUUUCAAAUCGAUAAUCGAGUUGUGUUUAACGGGAGUUAAGCAAAACCCUACAUUAAAUAUAGUAACCCCUUUCUGAAAAUAAUACAUCGAAGAGGUAGAUGAUGUUUUUUACUCCAUUUUGGCGCAUUUAUACCGGCUCGUCUACCAUCUUCGGCAGACUACUUCGUGCUGCCGAAGGCGAGUCGCCUGCCGCCUUCUUUUUGUCGCGGGGCCACAGCCUUGGACUUGUUGAAACCUGUUCGGUCUACAGUCUGUCGUUUUCCGAAGGCGACCGUGAUCCCCAUAGCGUUUACACUCAGUUGCUUCGGGCAACUUCGGCCACGAACUAAUGUCGUCAGACGACUCUCUAUUUCCACCCGGUAGCUUGCCGAUCGUCGUCGCACAC